CACACCGGGGAGAAGCCCUACGAGUCUGGGCAAUGUGGGAAGAGGUUCAGCAGGAGCUCCGGCCUCAUCGAGCACCAGAGGACCCACACUGGAGAGAGGCCGUACGCGUGUGUGGAGUGUGGAAGGAGGUUCAGCCACUAUUCUGCCCUGAUCGUGCACCUAAAGAUCCACACUGGGGAGAGGCCCUAUGAGUGUUCCAAGUGUGGGAAGAGGUUUAAGACCAGCUCCUGUCUCCUCCUGCACUAUCGGAUUCACACGGACGAGAGGCCCUUCCAAUGCCCUAAGUGCGGGAUGGGAUUCAGGGACAACUCCACCCUGAUGCAGCAUCAACGCAUCCACACCAUGGAGAGACCCCAUGAGUGUGAGGAGUGUGGGAGGAGCUUCAGAAGGAGCUCCUACCUGAUCAGCUACCAGAUGAUCCACAAUGGGGAGAGGCCCUACGAGUGUUCUGAGUGUGGGAAGAGCUUCAGCUGCAGCUCCAGCCUGAUCCAGCACAGGAACAUUCACACUGGAGAGAGACCCUACAAGUGUGGGCAGUGCAGGAAGAGCUUUAGCCACCAUUCCACCCUGGUCAGGCACCACAUUCACACUGGGAUUCACACUGGGGAGAGACCUUACAAGUGUUCCAAGUGUGGGGAGGGCUUUACGAGCAGCUCCCAUUUAUUCCUGCACCAUCGGAUUCACACAGAGGAGAGGCCCUUCCGCUGCCCCGACUGUGGAAAGGGAUUCAUGCAGAACUCCCACCUCAUCAUCCAUCAGCGCAUCCACACUGGGGAGAGGCCCUAUGAGUAUCCCCAGUGUGGGAAGAGCUUCUCCAGCAGCUUCUAACUUGACCCGACACCAACAGAGGCACCGUCCAAAAGCCAAGAGGGAUGGAUCUGUCACCUCAAAACCACUCAAAUCCCAGUGAAAACCGCUUGAUCUUACCUGGAAAGGAUUCAGGCCGACAUCAAAGCGUUUUUUUCCCCCUGAAACUAUCUCUACCUCUUUACAAAGUCACUUGAUUCCACAGCCACUGACAUGGCUUAGAUGGUUUUGGGGAGAGACUGGGAAAUGCGGGAUCUCAAUUUCAAGUUCUGGGAUCUCAAUUUCAAGUGCUAGGGACUGGGUGUGUGGGAUGUAUUUAUAGCAAAUAAAACUCCCAGACUUACUGAAAUAAACAGGGCCAGGAGACUUCUUCUCCUUUAUAAUGCCUUUAUUAAAAGUGAUCAGCUCAGGAUUGGGCGUCCCGGCACGGCUGCAGUCCCCAUCGCGUCUCCCAGGGCGACUCAGAGGAGGAGGAUAUGUGCAGCUCCGUCCACUAGGGGCAGAGCCGGGGAUCCAGUCCUCAUGGGAGCCUUAGGGCGUGAUGUCCCCAUCAGAUGUUGCUUUUGAGCCUUGCCGGUUACCCUGGUCCCGGUGUUGGGACCACUCCCUGCUCAGGGCGAGAGGGGCUCCGAAGGUGUUCAGCAUCUCUGCAGGCUCAGCACUCGGCUCCUCAC
Messenger RNA from Zonotrichia albicollis (white-throated sparrow), 1481 nucleotides. The record is from RefSeq and is a predicted model, not a curated record. NCBI's taxonomy places the organism in Eukaryota, Metazoa, Chordata, Aves, Passeriformes, Passerellidae.